This is a messenger RNA of Phasianus colchicus (ring-necked pheasant), 683 nucleotides long. RefSeq names its product ribosomal protein S25 (gene RPS25). Lineage: Eukaryota; Metazoa; Chordata; Aves; Galliformes; Phasianidae. The record is from RefSeq and is a predicted model, not a curated record.
CGCCCUCCCCCGCGGGGUCUUCCGGCUGCCGCGCGUGCGGAGCUUCCUUUCUCGGCGGACAUCUUGGGAGCAGCAGCCGCAGCAUGCCGCCCAAAGACGAUAAGAAGAAGAAGGACGCGGGCAAGUCCGCCAAGAAGGACAAGGAUCCGGUCAACAAGUCGGGCGGCAAGGCCAAGAAAAAGAAGUGGUCCAAGGGAAAAGUGAGAGACAAGUUGAACAACCUUGUCCUGUUUGACAAGGCCACCUACGACAAGCUGUGCAAAGAGGUGCCCAACUACAAGCUCAUCACACCAGCAGUGGUCUCAGAGAGACUGAAGAUUCGAGGCUCUCUGGCCAGGGCUGCUCUGCAGGAACUGCUUGGUAAAGGUUUGAUCAAACUGGUUUCUAAGCACCGAGCCCAGGUGAUCUACACCAGAAACACAAAAGGUGGAGAUGCUCCUGCUGCAGGGGAGGACGCAUAGGAAGGUGGAAUUUCUGGGAACAUCAGCCCUCAGGAUUAGAAGAAUUUGCUGUUUUGGCUGCAUUGCCAUUUGGAUGGGGAAAGCAGCAUGAUCUUUCCCACCAUUGUGGACUGUAGAUCAUAGAUCCUUGCUGCCAAAGCAUGCCAUGACUGAUGCUCUUCUUUAAGGAGAGACUCUCAGUAAUUUUCUGUGAACUGCUGGUCUGAUUUGGGACUUCUUGCU